This is a messenger RNA of Populus nigra (black poplar), 1940 nucleotides long. RefSeq names its product U-box domain-containing protein 26-like. NCBI's taxonomy places the organism in Eukaryota, Viridiplantae, Streptophyta, Magnoliopsida, Malpighiales, Salicaceae. The transcript has a single exon. Gene Ontology annotation, biological process: protein ubiquitination. Gene Ontology annotation, molecular function: ubiquitin protein ligase activity. The record is from RefSeq and is a predicted model, not a curated record. The coding region runs from base 569 to 1762 and encodes 397 amino acids.
UAUUGUUUGGCCUACCUUGGUGUUUGUAUGCUGGUGUUAUCAUCUUAUUCCUCCAGCUAAGAUUGCACUUUUGCCUAUCCGUCUCCCUUCCUUCUCCCUAUAAAAAAGAAAAAAGACACUUCCCUUCGCCCUCUUGUAAAUCUCAGCUGCUGGCACUGUGGACUAGAGGUGGUAGCUUGUUUUCUCUCAUCUUUCCCAUCAUUUAUGUUCUUCUUCCUUUGUGUUUCUCUCUUGUGCCAUUGGUAACUUUGUCCCACUUCUCUAUCAACUGUCAUUUCUGUACUGAAAAGGAAAAGGAAAGAGAAACCCCACUCCCACUAUGUUUCUUGUAGUUUUUUAUUUCAUGAGUGCUGUUUAAGGUUCGUCUUUUUAACAUCUAGUUUUUUGCAUUGUAUAUUAUAUAGCAAUGUCUUCUUACUCCAUCCCACCAGUUCCUAUUAAUCAAGAACUUCAGCUACCGUCCAUUUGUUAGAUGCUGAAAUGGUUAACCAAUAGCAGCGCCCUCUAUUCACCACCAAUACUUUCUUUUGUUUUUUGUUCUUGAAUCUUUGGUUUUUUUCUCUUCUCCAUGAAAGAAGCAGAAAUGACUGUACCCCACUUUUUCAUGUGUCCAAUUAGUCUAGACUUGAUCAAAGAUCCAGUGACGCUAUGUACCGGCCAAACUUAUGACAGAUCAAGCAUAGAAAAAUGGCUUGCUGCUGGUAAUCUAACUUGCCCUGUCACAAUGCAGAAGCUUCAGGAUCCAUCCAUGGUUCCUAAUAACACUCUUCGUCAUUUGAUUGAUCAGUGGCUGCAAAUAGGCCCUCAGUUUGAUCCUGUUUAUUUGUCAACAAUUGAUUCUCUAGCUUCAUUGAAGAAAAUUCUUGAAUCAGGUGACGCUUCCUUGGAGUACAAGUGUCAAACACUCCAAAACAUCCAAGCUCUAACUGAAGAAUCACAAUCUGGAAAUUCUUGUUUGUUCCAGUUAGGCUUCUUUACUUUAUUGUUGGAACUGCUUUUUGGAAAAGUGGAAUCCAGACUGUCUGAAGGAAGUGCUAAGUUUGCAGAACAAGCACUUUCUUGUGUCCUAAGAUUGCUGUCUCUUGGCGAAUAUGAGUGUUUAAAUAUGCUAAGAGAAGAGUCUAAAUUGGAAUCCUUUCAGUUUUUGUUUGAUCAAGGUACUAGCAAGAUCAAGAGGAGUUUGUGCCAAAUAAUAGAAGCAAUAUCAUCAUCUUUGGAGACAAGAGAACUCUGUGCUAAGCUUGGCAAAAACAGAAAACUCUUGAAAGGGCUGAUUCUUCUCGUUCACCAAACAUAUGAGGCAUCUGAGGCUGGAAUCAAAGCUAUAUCGGCACUAUGCUGCUUGGAAUCAAAUAGAGAGAAUAUGGUUCAAGAAGGUGGGAUAAAUGGACUCUUGACCUAUAUUUAUGACGCUCAAAGACAUGAAAGAAAUUUGGCACCUAAAGCAAUGGCAACAAUUGAGCUGCUUCUAGGACUAGAGAGUGCAAAAGAGGCUUUGAUCAAUGAUCCUAAUGGUAUUAAAGCCCUCAUUAAGAUGGUUUUUAGGGUUUCUGAUCACCAAGGAAGCGAAAGCGCUAUUCGAUCAUUAAUGAUUAUAUGCACAGAUUCUUUACAGGCACGAGAAGAAGCAAUUGGUGCUGGAGUUUUGACUCAAUUGCUUCUGCUGUUGCAGAGCCAGUGUAGUGGAAGGACUAAAACAAAAGCAAGAAUGCUACUCAAGCUGCUUGGGUCCAAGUGGGAUGAAGAACCAAAACAUUUGUAAACUACAAAAAAGUAUGGGAUGUUUUUAUGCCUAUGCGGGGUCUUGUUGGUGUAUUGGCUUCCCUGUGACAUAGUAUCUUUGUAAAGAUUACAGAAGUGUCCAUGUUUGUAUCUUAUCUGUCAUUAAACAUUCGUUAAUUACUGAAUAAACCCCCACCAAGCUGAGUGGAUUUAUGUUA